This is a messenger RNA of Apis florea (little honeybee), 1387 nucleotides long. RefSeq lists its product as uncharacterized. The record is from RefSeq and is a predicted model, not a curated record. Lineage: Eukaryota; Metazoa; Arthropoda; Insecta; Hymenoptera; Apidae.
GUUUGUUGGUUGUAGCGCGGCAAUAGAGGCCGGAGCGGAGUCAGUCUGCGCGAAUCUUUCGAGUAGUGAACAUCGCGUUCUCUGUCCGCUCUGUCGGUUUCGUUCACUAUUCAAUUGAAACUAUCUUUUUUCCACUCGUCUUUCGCUCUUCCACUCAUCGUUCGCUUCCAAAGGAAGAGAAUUUGUCGAACAGCCAUUUAGGAUCGAUUUUAUUUAAUCAAAAUAAUAAUAAUAAUAAUAAUAAUAAUAAUAAUAAAGAUAAAAAAGAAAAGUCGAGAAGACGAGAAGAGAAAUAGAUAAAUUCAUCAGAAAUAUUCCAGCACAGAUGGUCAGAGGAUCGUUGCCUGAUAUCGCAGUGACGAUGGCAUCGGGAAGAGAAAUUUACGGUGCAUUCAGCUUGAUCGUAGACGAUGUCGAUUCCCACUCGAUAUCAAGCGAGAACUCGGAUUUGGAUGGCUUAUCGAAUGAAACCAGUUCCCAGAACUCGUCCUCCCAAACGCCAUUGGACAGUCCAGGCGGACCUAGAGAAAAAAUCAAGCAGAUGCAAGUGGAAGCCGAAACUAGAAGAGGGGAAUUUGCGAGGUUACUCGAGGAACACGCUCAGGUAGUAAGAAAAUUAAAAAUGAUGGAGGCCGAGGAGCAACUCUCGGCAAGUGGAAACGUUGUUGGAGCCACGCACGCGUGAUUUCAUCAUUAACAAUCAUCGUAAAACAGUUGUGAGGAUUGGGACCACCGCGCCUUCGCGUCGAUUCUUCAAGUGCGAAUUGGAAAUUUAACGGAAAGUGUUGUGCGGAUUAUAAUAAAUAGUUUUGUGCGUUUAUUAAUAAUAAAUAACGAUGAUUCAAAAUAGAACAAUGAGAAAUGUAAGAGAAAACUAUUUUUUAAACAAGCGUAUAUUUCUAUAGUCUGAAAAUUAUUAUCUGUAUAAUUUCUAUAAGAUAAAAUUUGUUGAGAUUACUUUUUAAACAACGAUACAUUACCGAAAUGGAUAGGAAAACGUGUGCAAAUUGAAAACAAAAUCCUUGAUCACUGCUUAUUUGUAGGAAAUAUUAUUAAAAAUCUUACCAUCAUAAAAAUCGCGUCACAAUUGAUACAUGUCCUUAAAUGUCAAAUGAACUUUUUGCGCCUCUCGUAAUUUUAUACAAAACGCCAUAGCGUUUGUACGUUCGUUUCUAUUUCUUAAAACGUAAAUCUAAUAUUCGUAAAUAGUGUGGAUAUGUAAAAAUAGAAAUGAUCAAGUGAAAUUUGACAAAAUUUGUUGCUCAUUGCUCUAAAACAAUUUGGCAAAAAAAUGUUCAAAAUUGACUAAUACGAGAACAUAUUCUCGAUUUGCGUUUAUCAUGAAGUCUGAAAAACUUCUUCUUUAAGACAAUAAUAAAAAAAAAAA